Molecule: messenger RNA, 2312 nt
Organism: Beta vulgaris subsp. vulgaris (sugar beet)
Lineage: Eukaryota; Viridiplantae; Streptophyta; Magnoliopsida; Caryophyllales; Amaranthaceae
Product: patellin-3
Exons: 4
Coding region: 214-1965 (583 amino acids)
Molecular function (GO): lipid binding
Source: RefSeq, a predicted model, not a curated record
CUCUCCUCUUCUUCUAUCCCCCAACGUUCACAACCUUUUCUCACUCCUCCUCACUAUUAAACUCCUCUCUUCUUUUCUCCUUCUUCUCAUUUCUCAUUCCCCUACAAAAAAAAAAAUCUUUCUUAACAAACCAAAAAAAAAAAAAAACUCUCUACUUUCUCUCUUUAAUUAAUCUCAUUUCUCUACAUCAAAAACACAACAAAGAGAUCACCCAUGGCGGAAGAAACCCAUAAGCCAGAAUCAACGGUGGCUGAAGUGGUGGUUCCAGUAGCCGAGAAACCAGCUGAGAAGCCAGCUGAGAAGGCAGUUCUACCACCUGAAGCUGAGAAACUAGCUGCAGCUGAAUCAGCUGAAGCCGAGAAGCCAGCUGAUUCAGCCGAGGCUAAGAUAGCUCAACAAGUCUCAUUCAAAGAGGAGACUAAUGUUGCAAGUGAGCUACCUGAGCUACAUAGAAAGGCUCUCGAGGACUUGAAGAAACUUAUUCAAGAAGCCCUCGAGAAGCACGAGUUCUCUUCUCCUCCUCCUCCGCCUCCGCCUGCUCCAGCUAAAGUUGAGGAGAAGGCGGAAGAGAAGAAAGAGGAACAACCUCCAUCCACCACCUCCACCACCACCACCACCACCACCGCGGUUUCAGAUGAGGUUGCUGUUGCUCCUCCAUCCGAAGAGGCCCCGAAAACUGACGAGGCCUCUCCGAAAGUGGAGGAGGAGCCUGCAAAAAUAGUUGAGCAACCACCUACAACACCGGCAGAAGAACCUGAACCAGCAAAAACACCUGAGGUUGUUGUUGCUGAAGAGGAGAAAACUGUUGAGGAUAUUAAAGAAACUAUAGUAGUCGAGGUUGCGACAACUACAGCAGCACCAGUACUAACAGAACCAGAAUCUGUUGAGGAGACACCAAAAGAAGCUGAAGUUGUAGUGGAAGAAUCACCAAAGGAGCCAGAAGAAGUAUCAAUAUGGGGAAUUCCACUUCUUGCUGAUGAAAGAAGUGAUGUAAUUCUAUUGAAAUUCUUAAGAGCAAGAGAUUAUAGAGUGAAAGAUGCUUUCACUAUGAUUAGAAAUACUGCUCGUUGGAGAAAAGAAUUUGAGGUUGAUUCUUUACUUGAUGAAGAUCUUGGAAAUGAUUAUGAGAAAGUUGUUUUUACACAUGGAGUUGAUAAACAAGGUCGUCCUGUUUGUUAUAAUGUGUUUGGAGAGUUUCAAAAUAAGGAGCUUUAUCAGAAUACUUUCUCUGAUGCAGAAAAAAGGAAAAAGUUCUUGAGAUGGUUGAUUCAAUUCCUUGAAAAAACUAUUAGAACUCUUGAUUUUAGUCCUGAAGGAAUUAAUUCUUUUGUUCUUGUUAAUGAUUUGAAGAAUUCUCCUGGGUAUGGUAAGAGAGAUCUUUACAAAGUUAUUGACAAGUUUCUUGAGAUUCUCCAGGAUAAUUACCCAGAAUUUGCUGCUAAACAGUUGUGCAUCAAUGUUUCAUGGUGGUACUUGGCAUACAACUGGAUCUAUUUGACUGUAUUUACACCAAGGAGCAAGAGCAAGUUUGUGUUUGCAAGCCCAUCUAAAACUGCUGAGACCCUUUUCAAGUACAUAGCUCCUGAGCAGGUGCCUGUUCAAUUUGGUGGGCACAGUAAGUUUGGUGAGCAUGAGUUUUCCCCUGCUGAUACUGUCACUGAAGUUACCAUCAAGCCUGGCAGUAAACAUCCCAUUGAAUUUGCAUUUUCUGAGGAAACUGAGUUGGUAUGGGAGCUUAGAGUAAUUGGAUGGGAUGUAAGUUACGGAGCCGAAUUCUUACCAACAAAGGAAGGAGGAUACACUCUAAACAUUGCCAAGCCAAAGAAGGUAACACCAGCUGAUGAACCAGUCAUUUGUGACACAUUCAAGGUUACUGAGCCAGGAAAGGUUGUAAUUACAAUUGACAACCAAAGUUCAAAGAAGAAGAAGCUCCUUUACAGGUCUAAGGUCAAGACAUCUCAGUGAUUUAUCAUAAUCAAUUUCACAACAUUUCAAUUCAUUCAAAAAAAUCAUAGUGACUCUUAAUAAGUUACUUUUUUUUAUAUUUUAUAAGGAGUUUUGGGAAUUAUUUAUUUAUUAUUUGUUUUAUUUUUGUAUUUUGUUGGAUUUUUUUUUUUUCUUUUUUUGGGGUGUGUCCUGGUCCUUGUGUUUCUCAAGUUUGGAGGACAUAUACAGAGGAAGAAAGGGGUGCAAAAACUGUGUGAAUUGAUACUCUUUUUGUCUGUAUAUUCUUAUUCUAUGUAAAUUUUAAUUAUGGUUGUUGAGUUUGUGCUAAAAUUAUAAAUUUUGAUUCUCAUUUUUUUGGUUUUUCA